Molecule: messenger RNA, 2941 nt
Organism: Nomascus leucogenys (northern white-cheeked gibbon)
Lineage: Eukaryota; Metazoa; Chordata; Mammalia; Primates; Hylobatidae
Gene: BRDT
Product: bromodomain testis associated
Biological process (GO): positive regulation of transcription elongation by RNA polymerase II; chromatin remodeling
Cellular component (GO): nucleus; chromatin
Source: RefSeq, a predicted model, not a curated record
GACCCCAUCAACAUCGUGCGACAGUCCGGGCAGUUGAGAAGGCCACCCCGCUUCGUGCCUGCAGCCCAGGACAUGUACUUGUAGACAGGAUUCGAAGCAGUUAAGAAUGUCUCUGCCGAGUCGACAAACAGCUAUUAUUGUUAACCCUCCUCCACCAGAAUAUAUAAAUACUAAGAAAAAUGGGCGAUUGACAAAUCAACUUCAGUAUCUACAAAAAGUUGUCCUAAAGGAUUUAUGGAAGCAUAGCUUUUCAUGGCCUUUUCAACGUCCUGUGGAUGCUGUGAAACUAAAGUUGCCUGAUUAUUAUACCAUUAUAAAAAACCCAAUGGAUUUAAAUACAAUUAAGAAGCGCUUGGAGAAUAAAUAUUAUGCGAAGGCUUCAGAAUGUAUAGAAGACUUCAAUACAAUGUUCUCAAAUUGUUAUUUAUAUAACAAGCCUGGAGAUGACAUUGUUCUUAUGGCACAAGCUCUAGAGAAGCUGUUUAUGCAGAAAUUAUCUCAGAUGCCACAAGAAGAGCAAGUUGUGGGUGGUAAGGAAAGAAUCAAGAAAGGCACUCAACAGAACAUAGCUGUUUCUUCUGCUAAAGAAAAAUCAUCGCCCAGCACAACAGAAAAAGUAUUUAAGCAGCAAGCAAUUCCUUCUGUAUUUCCUAAGACAUCUAUUUCUCCCUUGAACGUGGCACAGGGAGCUUCAGUCAACUCCAGUUCACAAACUGCGGCCCAAGUUACAAAGGGUGUGAAGAGGAAAGCAGAUACAACAACUCCUGCAACUUCAGCAGUUAAAGCAAGUAGUGAAUUUUCUCCAAUAUUCACAGAAAAAUCAGUGACAUUGCCACCUAUAAAAGAAAAUAUGCCAACAAAUGUUUUGCCAGAUUCUCAGCAACAAUAUAAUGUUGUGAAGAGUGUUAAAGUAACUGAACAAUUAAGGCACUGUAGUGAGAUUCUUAAAGAAAUGCUUGCAAAGAAACAUUUUUCAUAUGCGUGGCCCUUUUAUAAUCCUGUUGACGUUAAUGCUUUGGGACUCCAUAACUACUAUGACAUAGUCAAAAAUCCAAUGGAUCUUGGAACUAUUAAGGAGAAAAUGGAUAACCAAGAAUAUGAGGAUGCAUACAAAUUUGCGGCAGAUGUUAGAUUAAUGUUCAUGAAUUGCUACAAGUACAAUCCUCCAGAUCACGAAGUUGUGACAAUGGCAAGAAUGCUUCAGGAUGUUUUCGAAACGCAUUUUUCAAAGAUCCCAGUUGAACCUGUUGAGAGUACGCCUUUAUGUUACAUCAAAACAGAUAUCACAGAAACCACUGGUAGAGAGAACACCAAUGAAGCCUCCUCUGAAGGGAACUCUUCUGAUGAUUCUGAAGAUGAACGAGUUAAGCGUCUUACAAAGCUUCAGGAGCAGCUUAAAGCUGUACAUCAACAGCUCCAGGUUUUGUCCCAAGUACCCUUCCGUAAGCUAAAUAAAAAGAAAGAGAAGUCUGAAAAGGAAAAAAAAGAAAAGGUUAAUAACAGCAAUGAAAAUCCAAGAAAAAUGUGUGAGCAAAUGAGACUAAAGGAAAAGUCCAAGAGAAAUCAGCCAAAGAAAAGGAAACGACAGUUCAUUGGUCUAAAAUCUGAAGAUGAAGAUAACGCUAAACCUAUGAACUAUGAUGAGAAAAGGCAGUUAAGUUUGAAUAUAAACAAACUCCCUGGAGAUAAACUUGGGCGAGUAGUUCACAUAAUACAAUCAAGAGAGCCUUCUCUGAGCAGUUCCAAUCCUGAUGAGAUAGAGAUAGACUUUGAAACACUGAAAGCAUCAACACUAAGAGAAUUAGAAAAAUACGUUUCGGCAUGUCUAAGAAAGAGACCAUUAAAACCUCCUGCUAAGAAAAUAAUGAUGUCCAAAGAAGAACUUCACUCACAGAAAAAACAGCAGUUGGAAAAGCGGUUACUGGAUGUUAAUAAUCAGUUAAAUUCUAGGAAAUGUCAAACAAAAUCUGAUAAAACGCAACCAUCCAAAGCUGUUGGAAGUGUUUCCCGACUGAGUGAGAGCAGCAGCAGCAGCUCAUCAGAGUCUGAAAGUAGCAGCAGUGACUUAAGCUCUUCAGACAGCAGUGAUUCUGAAUCAGAAAUGUUCCCUAAGUUUAUAGAAGUAAAACCAAAUGAUUCUCCUUCUAAAGAGAAUGUAAAGAAAAUGAAGAAUGAAUGUAUACUGCCUGAAGGAAGAACAGGCGUCACACAGAUAGAAUAUUCGGUGCAACACACAACCUCUGCCAAUACUACCCUUGUUCAUCAGACCACACCUUCACAUGUAAUGCCACCAAAUCACCACCAAUUAGCAUUUAAUUAUCAAGAAUUAGAACAUUUACAGACCAUGAAAAACAUUUCACCUUUACAAAUUCUGCCUCCCUCAGGUGAUUCUGAACAGCUCUCAAAUGGCAUAACUGUGAUGCAUCCAUCUGGUGAUAAUGACACAACGAUGUUAGAAUCUGAAUGUCAAGCUCCUGUGCAGAAGGAUAUAAAGAUUAAGAAUGCAGAUUCAUGGAAAAGUUUAGGCAAACCAGUGAAACCAUCAGGUGUAAUGAAAUCCUCAGAUGAGCUCUUCAACCAAUUUAGAAAAGCAGCUAUAGAAAAGGAAGUAAAAGCUCGGACACAGGAACUCAUACGGAAGCAUUUGGAACAAAAUACAAAGGAACCAAAAGUAUCUCAAGAAAAUCAGAGGGAUCUUGGGAAUGGAUUGACUGUAGAAUCUUUUUCAAAUAAAAUACAAAACAAGUGCUCUGGAGAACAGCAGAAAGAACAUCAGCAGUCAUCGGAAGCUCAAGAUAAAUCCAAACUCUGGCUUCUCAAAGACCGUAAUUUAGCAAGGGAGAAAGAACAAGAGAGGAGGAGGAGAGAAGCAAUGGCGGGUACCAUUGAUAUGACCCUUCAAAGUGACAUUAUGGCAAUGUUCGAAAACAACUUUGAUUAA